Messenger RNA from Seriola dumerili (greater amberjack), 1738 nucleotides. It is a transcript of the gene rassf6, whose product is annotated as ras association domain-containing protein 6-like. The transcript is spliced from 16 exons. Gene Ontology annotation, molecular function: zinc ion binding; metalloendopeptidase activity. Lineage: Eukaryota; Metazoa; Chordata; Actinopteri; Carangiformes; Carangidae. Gene Ontology annotation, biological process: proteolysis; signal transduction. The record is from RefSeq and is a predicted model, not a curated record. Bases 96 to 1655 code for a protein of 519 amino acids.
CACGAACAAGCUACAAGACCUCUAACAUGGAUUGAACCAGCUUUAUUUGUUAGAAGAUUGAAAGACUGGCUGGCCAGUAGCUGAUACAACCAGAGAUGAAUGAAGCAGCUCUGCUCCCUAUGAUCCAGGCAGGAGACGGGAGGACACUGUCCAGAGCAGAGUUUGUCUCACUGCUGAAUACCUACAACUGCUUCCUGAAGGACAAGACUCAGCUGCACCUCAGUUACUGUCAGGGGGAGGAUGGAGCGGUGGUAGUGGAGGGCUUCCUGAACAUCUCCUGGGGAGUGCGGAGACCCAUCAGGCUGAAAAUACAGGACGACAAACAGAUGCUUCCCUUUGCUCCUCUGAUCUCACCUGACUCCACCAGUCCAGUCAGCCCACUGGGAAACAAGAGGGGUAUGACGCGAUGGGGAGAAUAUGUUGACCUUCACCAGAUUGAUGAGAUGUCUGAGACGCCACAGGAAACAGCAGUCAACAAUCAUCCACCAGGCCCUGUUGUUUAUGAGACCACCACCUUGCGUCCUGUGAGGCAGAAGAACCCGGAGCUGGAGGCAGAGUCCAACCUGUUUCGCUGUAUGAGUGAUGCUUCAUUGGUCAAGAGGAGGAGGGGAAGGGGGAAGUCUGCGGCACAAAGAGAGAAAGAAAGACAACAUCGCUUUUCUAUCAAUGGACACUUCUAUAACUAUAAGACCUCUAUCUUCACGCCAUCCUAUGGUACGCCGACUAAAGUGCGUAUCUCCAGCAGGAUGACCACAAACCAGGUCAUUGAACAGCUACUAAACAAGUUCAAGAUAGAGAACGACCCUCAGGAGUUUGCUCUGUACUGUGUUCACCAGAGUGGAGAAAAGAGGAAGCUCAGUAACGGAGACCAGCCCCUCUGGGAGCGCAUACUGCAGGGGCCCUCUGAUGACAUCAUGAAGAUCUUCUUGAUGGAUAUGGACGAACAGGAAGUCAGCAACGAUGUGAACAUAACCUCAAGAAUUCUGGAGGCCAAUAAAGGCAUCAACCAUAUUCUGGUGGAGGGUGAUGUCGCUCUGUCAAAGAAGAGGAAUGCCAUGAAAUGCUUGAGCGGCUAUUGUAAAUGGAAAAAGUCCUACAACGGACUGGUUGAGGUCCCUUAUACCAUCAGUGACUAUUUUUACGACAGCGAAAAGGCCUCAAUUGAGAAAGCUAUGGAAACUUUCCACCAGAAGACCUGUGUUCGUUUUGUUCCUUAUUACGCCCAGUCAGACUACCUGAGGAUCAAGAGUGAAAUGGGGUGCUGGUCCAAUGUUGGCAGAGAUGGGGGCGAGCAGCUGGUUUCUCUGUCUGUGUAUGGUUGUCUCGAUCAUGGGAUCAUUCAGCACGAGCUCCUCCACGCACUGGGCUUCCACCAUGAGCACACGAGGAGCGACAGGGACCAGUAUGUCAGGAUCAACUGGGAAAAUGUCCCAUCAGUACAUUCAUCCAACUUCCACAAAAGGGACACCAACAACUUGAACAUGCCAUAUGACUAUUCCUCUGUGAUGCAUUAUGGAAGGACUGCUUUUACAUCAGUGUUUGGAGAAGACACUAUUACUCCCAUCCCAGAUUCAUCUGUGCCAAUUGGACAGAGGAAUGACAUGUCUGAUAUUGAUAUCCUCAGGGUCAAUAGGUUAUACGAAUGCAACAUUUGAAAGAAAAAGAAGAAAACUCACGAGACGGUGUACACGCUGUUGUCUCAAAAACAACAUGAGUGGCAAUGUGUGUCAUCAGACUG